Oncorhynchus keta (chum salmon) is the source of this 1358-nucleotide messenger RNA. It is a transcript of the gene eif3m, whose product is annotated as eukaryotic translation initiation factor 3, subunit M. Lineage: Eukaryota; Metazoa; Chordata; Actinopteri; Salmoniformes; Salmonidae. Bases 112 to 1239 code for a protein of 375 amino acids. Gene Ontology annotation, cellular component: eukaryotic translation initiation factor 3 complex; cytoplasm. Gene Ontology annotation, molecular function: translation initiation factor activity. The record is from RefSeq and is a predicted model, not a curated record. Gene Ontology annotation, biological process: cytoplasmic translational initiation. The transcript is spliced from 11 exons.
GAUGACCCGGAAGUGCAUCAUGUUUGCCGGUCGUAAAGCGUUUUCUUUUCCGGUGGCCUCAGCGGUAGUGCGAGCGUGGAUUUCAUCUAGGCUCACUAAAAUAAUUAUAAAAUGAGUGUCCCAGCAUUUAUCGACAUAACCGAAGAGGACCAGGCCUCAGAGCUCAGGGCCUACAUCAAAGCCAAAGGAGCAGAGAUCUCAGAGGAAAACUCUGAAGGUGGUCUCCAUGUGGACCUGGCUCAAAUCAUCGAGGCCUGUGACGUCUGCCUCAAGGACGACGAUAAAGAAGUGGAGAGUGUGAUGAACAGCAUAGUGUCGCUGCUACUCAUCCUGGAGACGGAGAAACAGGAGACCCUGAUCGAGAGUCUGUGUGAGAAGCUGGUCAAGUCCCGAGAGGGAGAGAGGCCUUCCCUCAGGAUGCAGCUGCUGAGUAACCUGUUCCAUGGUAUGGAUGAGACGGCCCCAGUGAGGUACACAGUCUACUGCAGCCUCAUCAAGGUAGCAACCACCUGCAACGCCAUCGCUUUCAUCCCCACGGACCUCGACCAGGUGCGUAAGUGGAUCACAGACUGGAACCUGAACACAGAGAAGAAACACACACUGCUAAGGCUGGUGUACGAGGCCCUGGUCGAAUGUAAGAAGAGCGAGGCUGCAGCUAAGGUGAUGGUGGAGCUGCUGGGGAGUUACACAGAGGACAACGCCUCACAAGCACGCGUUGAUGCCCACAGGUGCAUUGUACGAGCCCUGAAAGACCCCAACACCUUCCUGUUGGACCACCUCCUGGCCCUCAAACCUGUCCGCUUCCUAGAGGGAGAACUCCUCCACGACCUCCUCACCAUCUUUGUGAGUGCAAAGCUAGCUGCCUACGUGAAGUUUUACCAGAGCAACAAAGACUUCAUCGAUUCCCUCGGUCUCAACCAUGAGCAGAACAUGGCUAAGAUGUGUCUGCUGACGUUCAUGGGCAUGGCGGUGGAGUUUAAAGAGAUCUCCUUUGACACCAUGCAGCAGGAGCUGCAGUUAGAAGAAGACCAAGUAGAAGCCUUCGUCAUCGACGCUGUUCGGACUAAGAUGGUGUACUGCAAGAUUGACCAGACACAGCGAAAGGUUAUCGUGAGCCACAGCACACACCGCACCUUCGGCAAGCAGCAGUGGCAGCAGCUCUACGACAGUCUCAGCUCCUGGAAGGGCAAUUUGGCAACUGUGAAGACCAGCCUCCAGACCCUGUCCCCCUCUGCCUAAGAUCUCUCUCUCCAAAACCCUCUUUAAAAAACUUCCCCCUUUCCUUUGUUAAACUCCCUUGGUUGAAUCUUCAGUCACCAUUUUUAUAUUCACCCAAUAAAAGACUAAUUGAGAUCUUC